This is a messenger RNA of Mycotypha africana, 1101 nucleotides long. RefSeq lists its product as uncharacterized. The transcript is spliced from 5 exons. Gene Ontology annotation, molecular function: deSUMOylase activity. Lineage: Eukaryota; Fungi; Mucoromycota; Mucoromycetes; Mucorales; Mycotyphaceae. The record is from RefSeq and is a predicted model, not a curated record. Gene Ontology annotation, biological process: protein desumoylation. Bases 1 to 1101 code for a protein of 366 amino acids. Gene Ontology annotation, cellular component: nucleus.
AUGAGCGUGAAGCAUUUAGCAAGGAACACUCCAACUGAUUUCUUUUCACCAACUUGCAGUAAAAAGUUCAAGAACAGAAACAACAAUAACAAUCCCUCUCCUUUCCACACGACAUCGAUCGUUUCUUAUGCAAUGAUGCCGAAAGAAUCUGUCAAUAAUCAGUUAGAUCUUUAUAGAAGCGACAAAAAGACCAUCGCUGCUGAAAGCCUUGAUACCCUUAUUGCAGACUUGGAGAGUCUUUUACUAGAUAGCAGUAAAGCUAAACCGAAGAAUAUAUCACCAGAAUCAGAUUUCAAACGUAAGUUUUUAGAGGAUCGUAUCAAACACAGAAAAAAGAUCGACGAGAUUAUACAUGAAUCAACUACAACGUAUAAAGAUGGCUUUCAGCAAAAGUUAAAGAAAUUGUUGGAGAAGCCCAAAGUACCAGCAGUUAUACCUCUUACAGAAGAAGAAAACCUAAUUGUAGAUAAGCUAUUUAAAGGAGGUCAGUCUGGUAUAAUAGCAGAAAUGAGGACGGCCAGAGUGACAUUCAAAGACAUCUACAAACUAUAUCCUGAAACUUGGCUCAAUGACGAGAUCAUCAAUUUCUACUUUGAACUAUUGGCAGAUAGAUCAGGCAAAACCGAUAAUAUACCCGCGAUUCAUUGCUUCAAUACAUUCUUCUAUUCGACAUUAAGGGAUUCUGGAUACCAAAAAGUGAGAAGAUGGACUAAAAGAGUUGAUGUGUUUGCUAAAGACUUGCUAUUUGUUCCAAUUAAUCAAUCUUAUCAUUGGAUUUUGGGUGUUAUGGAUAUGAAACGUAAAGUUGUAUCUGUCUAUGAUAGUUUAGGCGGCACGCAUAAUCAUAUAUUGGAUACUUUCCUCAGCUAUUUACAAGAAGAACACAUAGAUAAAAAGAAGACAGAAUUGGAUAUCACAGAGUGGAGAAAAGAAAUGCCUACAAAUAUACCACAACAAGGAAAUAUGUCAGAUUGUGGUGCAUUUACUUGUACGUUUGCCGAAAGACUAUCAAGACAAAUGCCUUUUGAUUUUUCACAGAAGGAUAUGACGACCAUACGACGACGAAUAGCCUUGAACAUUGCCAAGAAAGCCAUAUUUUGA